Molecule: messenger RNA, 764 nt
Organism: Beta vulgaris subsp. vulgaris (sugar beet)
Lineage: Eukaryota; Viridiplantae; Streptophyta; Magnoliopsida; Caryophyllales; Amaranthaceae
Exons: 3
Coding region: 72-458 (128 amino acids)
Cellular component (GO): mitochondrial large ribosomal subunit
Source: RefSeq, a predicted model, not a curated record
UUGUCGCCAGUUUAGUUCAUCAACAUAUACUUCGAUUAGGAGAGAGAAAAAGUUUUGCCCAAAUCAAGAAUAUGUUGAAGUUCCUGUCAAAGGUGAAGCUAGAGUUCAAUGCACUGGACUCUCGCGCAGGUGCGUGCAUGGAGUUCUUAGCCCAGUGCAGUGCCGGCAAAGCGCGAGAUUCCAACCCGAGUUGUCAAGUCGAAGUGAAGCGCCGCACCGAUGAUCAUCCUCCUCAAAUCAAGGUCACAUUUGUUAAUGGCGUCGAAGAAGUAUUUGAUGCGUCUAAAACCUCUGCACAAACCAUUCGUACCCUUAUUCUCGAUAAAGGUCAGUACCUUGAAACUGAGCAGAUGUUUCGCGAUGGUGGUCAAGCUUGGCCUGUCAUUAUUCCUGAGGAAGAGCUUCGUGAACCUACUCCUAGUAUUAAGCCUAGAAAAGCAGAGGACAAGAAGCAAUAAUUGUCGCUUUCUGCAAAUUUAACCAAAGCAGGUAAUGCUGUGUUCGUUUUUCAGCCGAGGAUUACUGAGCAGAGCGAGCAAUCACAAUUCGGCGUAGCAUUGAGAAAAUUUCCUUGAACAUAAGAGCUUCUCGAGAUGGUUAACUUCUUCAAAGAACCUCCACAAUUGGAAAAUUUCUUCAUAUGAUAACUGUGAUAAUUUGUUUUGGUACAAUAAUUAACGACAUUCACUUGUCCUCUGUACUUCUAUGUCGAUUCCUAUAUAAACUUGCCGAUAUAUGCAUUUUCGCCUGUUAAUCUUUUCCUA